AUGGCGAUAUCUUCUGUUUGGAAAGAAGAACAUUUUCCCAUAGAGCUUCAUAAUAGAUCCAUUUAUGAGUUUAUCAAGGUAUAUUUGCCUGAUCAGAGUCGUCAACGCCUGCUUUUCCCACCAGAAUUUUCCAAACAUCUCAAAUGGAACAUACCCACCAAGAUUAUUCUUCAAGAUCUUAAUGGAAAACAAUGGCAUAUGAAUGUUGAACAAACUGAAAAUGGUGUUUGGUUUGGACAUGGCUGGGAUAAAUUUGUAACUGAUUGUCACCUUCAGCCUGGAAACUUCCUUGUUUUUCAGUAUGAUGGGAUCUCUUUAUUCCACGUCAAGAUUUACCGUAAUGAUUUUUGUUUGGAAAUCGAAUGCCCAAAUCAAGAAACUUUAGCUGUUGCUCAAGUUAAAAUUAAAAAAGAAGAGACUAUUUGUCCUGAGCCUAUCGCUCAACUACAAUGGAAGGUAAUAGAUCCUCCACUAAGGGCAGUAAAAGUUGAAGGCAUUAGUAAGACUGUUAAACAGGGGAAGUCGAAAGGAGGUGUCAUUCUAUCGCCCACUAGUCUCUAUUUUACUUGUGUUCCACGACCCUUAGCUUGUGUCGCGUGGUUACCUACAAGGGUUGUGAGGGAGAUUGGGACUAAGUUUAGGCCAUAUAUGUUGUUUCGCGAUCAAGUUGGUGAAAUUUCUCGGGUGAAUGUUAUAGGAAGAUUUAAAGGUCGAUUGGGUUUCGGAAAGGGAUGGAAAGAAUUUUGUGAAAGGCAUCCUUUGGAGAUUAACGAAGAGUAUAUGUUGCAGUUUUCUUUGUGCAACAAAGGUGAAUUGAGAAAAGUUGUUGAUGUUCGAGUUCAGGGAAUAGGAUCAUAA
This is a messenger RNA of Impatiens glandulifera, 858 nucleotides long. RefSeq names its product B3 domain-containing protein REM22-like. The record is from RefSeq and is a predicted model, not a curated record. The coding region runs from base 1 to 858 and encodes 285 amino acids. NCBI's taxonomy places the organism in Eukaryota, Viridiplantae, Streptophyta, Magnoliopsida, Ericales, Balsaminaceae. The transcript has 4 exons. Gene Ontology annotation, molecular function: DNA binding.